Molecule: messenger RNA, 862 nt
Organism: Cannabis sativa
Lineage: Eukaryota; Viridiplantae; Streptophyta; Magnoliopsida; Rosales; Cannabaceae
Exons: 2
Coding region: 133-753 (206 amino acids)
Source: RefSeq, a predicted model, not a curated record
AGAAAGCAAAAAAUAAUUAUUGUAGUGCAGAAUUUAAUUGCAAUCUUAGAUAUUAUUUUAGCAGUGUGUGCUAUUGUGAGUGCUUAUGCAUUGAUAAAUUUUAAAAGACGUCUCAAUCGGCCAUUAUCUAUAAUGAGAGUCUACAAACAGUUAGAAAACUUACAUGAUUUAGUGUAUGCAAGUGAUGUCAAUUGUGUUUCACAAUUAAGAAUGGAUAGACAAACAUUUCAAAGGUUAUGUCACAUACUCAGUACUAGGGGAAAUUUAAGAAAGACACGAAAUGUCUUUAUCGAAGAGAUGGUAGCAAUGUUCCUAUAUAUUUUAGCACACCACCAUAAGAACCGAGUUGUUGGUUUUAGUUUCAAAAGAUCAGGAAAAACCAUAAGCAAAUACUUUCAUGAGUGUUUAAAAGCAAUGAUUCGCUGCCAAAAAGAAUUUUGGAGAACACCUGAGCCAAUAUUAGCGACCUCAAUUGAUCCAAGGUGGAAGUGGUUUAAGAAUUGUCUGGGAGCAUUAGAUGGAACAUAUAUAAGAGUGCGUGUACCUGAAGCUGACAAACCAAGGUAUAGAACAAGAAAAGGAGAGAUUGCAACUAACGUUUUAGGAGUUUGUUCACAAGACAUGCAAUUUAUAUAUGUUCUACCAGGCUGGGAAGGUUCAGCACACGAUGGGCGUGUAUUAAGAGAUGCUUUAGCUAGGAGAAAUGGUUUGAGAGUCCCUAAUGGUAAUUAUAAAAAACUUAUCAGUGUUUGAGAUUAGACUACCAAUAUCUAUAGUUUUCCAUUCAAUUAUAACAUCAUUUAUUUAUUAUGUUUGAUAGGUUAUUAUUAUUUAGUUGAUGCUGGAUAUACCAAUAGUCAAG